Haemonchus placei is the source of this 3186-nucleotide messenger RNA. NCBI's taxonomy places the organism in Eukaryota, Metazoa, Nematoda, Chromadorea, Rhabditida, Trichostrongylidae. The record is from the annotation of a GenBank genome assembly.
AUGUAUUACUGUUCACUAUGCAAAGCAUUGCAACCCAUAGGAACUAUUCGCUACCGUUGGUCGGACAAAACGUCGACCGCCACCUUGAUAUCUUGCUUGGUGAAGCUGGAUUUUUUCACAUUGGAUGAUGCUAAGGACAUUUAUGAUGGCAUCCGUAGCGACCUUAAAUAUGUAUGCAAUGAACACUACGUCGAAGCGCUUCUAUUCCUUGCCGAUGAGAUUGAGCAGCGCUGGGAAAACUUUCCGUUGGAGCUGAUCAAUGAUGUUCCAGUCAACAUAAUACGGGCCGUGAUUAGGCAAAUCCAAGGCAACAUUUCUUUCUUUGACGUUAACGUUCGUUUAGAAGCCAAACAUAUUAGGGCAUUUUUCAAAGGAUGCCUGACAAGAUAUGGCCCAGAAGUGCAGAGACGUAGACCAUGGUAUUUAGGCGCAACUUAUGUGAAUGUCGAUGACGAUAAUGACGCUUUGCCCUACUCUCAAGAAACCCCUUCACCCGAUGGUGUCAAGCAGACAGAAGGUGCUGAACCCUCAGACCACGGCGAGUUGGAGUCCUGCCUUAUGAGUAGCAAAGGAAAACGAUUGAAUAUUAGCCCAUCAGAAAACGACACCUCUGUGAAAAAGCCGAAGCGACAGAAAGAUUAUUAUUGUGCAGUGUGCGGCUGUUUUCGUCCAGCAGAAGAUUGUCGUGAAGCAUCAUUGCCCGACCUUUUGAUAGUGAUGGCAUGCAUGGCAAUGGACUAUAAAAUUGAUGUACAUACUAAGGCAAAACUGGGUGAAGAGAUUUUGUAUGGGUGGAGGUUUUUGUGUAAGCAGCACUAUAUUGAAGCGGCAACCUUUAUUUACUGUGAUGUAAAACAAAACGGAGAAAGUCUGUCCGAAAGAGAUUUUACUUCUCUUAGUAAUCUUACGAAGUACAGUUUGUGUGAACGUAUUGAGCAGUACUGUGAUCUUAUCGAUACCAGACUCGUUGUAAGGGAUGACGAGAUGUCGUGUUUUUUCAAUGACUGUCAAACGAGAUACAACAUUAAGCAGAUUGCAGAAGAGCAUAGUGCAACUGAAAGUAAAGAAGAGAGAAUGCAGGCGUCUGUUGCCUCAGUGGUUGAUGAAGUAAUUGCGCAAUCUUCCUUUCUGAAUACUUCUCGAUCAACAACCGAAGGCUUCUCUAUUAUGUCUGGCCUGGGCAAGGCAUGUCCUCAUGCUCAGCCAGAACUCUUGUUUUCAAUUCUGUGAAAUGAUACAUGGUUAAGCAGUGUAGUGGAAUUUGGUUGCCCUGACUCUUCAAAUCUGCGCAAGAAGUUGGAAGUAUGUCAUAGAGUGACCACGAACGCAAAAAGAGCUCAACGUUGUGGGAUUUGUGAUCAGACCAGAUCUGUGGAUAGCCUUCGGAGGAUGACGUCGACUAGAAAUCUGAAAGUCAUACUUCUAUCACUGUUGUUGAAGCAAAACCUGAUUGCUGUCACAGUGGCAAAGCAGGCUUAUAAGAGCGGUUCUGGUUUAUACGUCUGUCAUGAGCAUUUCAUUCAAGCGGGUGCUUUUCUUGUCUCCAAAUUUGAGGAGAAGUUCGGCGGUUUUGAUAUGUUAGGUCUGCGUAAGCUUCUUGACAGUUUUGUUUCCGACAUGGUGCACACCAUUAAUUUAUUUGGAGAACUUAUAACGGAUACUGCGAAACCAAAAGCUCCUGAUAUUCACAUAUUUCUCAAUGAUUACGAUCGGAGAUACCGGAAAAAUAUUGACUGGAUAAUAAUAGAGAUACCUAUGGGAAACACGAAUGAUGCGACCGAGCCUUCCUCCGUAAAUCCGGCGGAGUUACUAUAUGCGAAAGACGAAAGUAGUGCUUCUCUAAACAAGGAUGUGUCGCAAGAUGGUUACGAAGAGAAGUUGUUCAGUAGCAAACACGACAAUGAUGACGCGAGCCCAUGUCUUAUCGCUAAUGACCAGGAAGAUUCAAAUGUAAUGGAUCGUCUUCCAGCAACUCACUCAUCAAAGUCUCCUUCCUGCACAUCUGAGGAUUUUGUUGACGAUGAAUGCCAGAGCGCUGAUUCUCGAUUUGAAGCGGAGAUGUUCAAAGAAAUAUCUGUCACAGAUCUCUUACAUUCAGAUAAUAUCGCUGGAGAUGUUCCUGAAGAUCAUUCGAAAGAAAUAUCCAUGCUUGUAAAUGGCAACAUCAAAGCUGAAGAACAAAUCGGCGUAUCAGAUCUGGAUCGGGACUGUGACGAAGAAGGAAGGUUUGAUGACGAGGAUUCGGAGUACAUUGAAGAGCUUAACGAUGGAAAUAUGGAAAAUAUGGAUGGAAAAAGCGACAGCGUUCAAGAGGAACUUCUCCGAAGAUGUACUCAAAGACUUGGGAAGAAAUCGAAUUCCUUGGUGUCCUGGAAAGUGCCGAGCACCUCAACGAGCCAAAGUCGAAUGGUUCCUUUGAAACAGACGCCGACGGUAGAAGCAAAACGCAAGGAAAGGGUUGCACCCAUCUCAUCACUGUUUGGCGUAUCUUCCCGAGAACUUUUAUCUCAUUUUCGUAUAGGCGAUGACAGCAAAGGAGCUCUGAGCAGAGAACAAAUCCUUAAACGUUAUGUGACAUGCUCAUCGUUACUCUUGAGGAACAAAAGAGAGCCGUUUGUAGAUCGGUUGAUCACUAUGGGUGAGAAAUGGCUGUUCUGCAACACUAAAGACGAUCUAAGACUCUUCGAAUGUCAACCUGUGCUACUUCGCGUGUGGUGGUCGGCGAGUGGCAUUCUGUACCAUUCGUUCCAUCGCGCAAAUGAAGCAAAAUCCGAGGAGAUUUACAUCAGCCAAAUUGAACACGUUCACAAAGAACUCUCCAAGGGAUUGCCCGACGACGAAAAUCUUCUAGUGGUCCUCCUUCAUGAUAAUACGAAAUCAUUUUUGACACGAAACUCUUUAGCACAGCUUUUUAAGCAUAACUUUGAAGUGCUAUCAUAUCCUUCCCAUUCUCCCGAUCUCUUACCUUCGAGUUUCUAUUUCUUCAAACAUCUGAACGAUUUUCUAUCUGAAAGGCAGCUUAUUGAUAGAAAUGAUGUAGAAUUUGCUGUGUUUACCUUCAUAAAAUCAAGACCCCCAGAAUUCUAUCAAACCGGUAUCGAUGAACUUGUAUUGCGAUGGCAAAAAUGUGUUGAUGUCAAGGGACACCUCUUUCCUGUGAAAUCAACACCUUUAUCCUUUGAAUGA